Styela clava is the source of this 1921-nucleotide messenger RNA. NCBI's taxonomy places the organism in Eukaryota, Metazoa, Chordata, Ascidiacea, Stolidobranchia, Styelidae. The record is from RefSeq and is a predicted model, not a curated record.
UUUCAGUCUAAAUAAAUAAUUGAUAAUCCAGAUGAUAUGUAAGGAACAAUAGUCAAUUAUAGAAUGAAAGGAUUUUUGAAUAUUUGAGAACAAAAUCACUCUAUAUAAGGCAUUUAUCUUUUCUCCGUGUACCUGAAAAAUGAAAACGAUUUUUGGAAACAGAACGGUUACUACAAAUCAGAUGCUGAACAAUGGCAGUUGGAAUUCCAAUGUAUCGGCUACUAACCAUACGUUUAUGGACAUGAAUUCAACAGUAGCACCGAGUCCGACGUUUAACUUCAGCCGUGAGGGUUCGAACGAUUAUGUGGUCAAUAUAACACUGGCGUUAUCACAAGCAGUGAUGGCAAUUCUCUUUUUACUAUCAUGUUGGAUGUUAGCAAGUUUUGUUGUCUACUGUAUUCAUAAUGGAAAAUGGAAAAACAAACAAACGACAAGUUUUUUCACUGCAAAACUGUUGUACAUUAUUUAUACUUUAGUUCUAAGCGUCAUCAUCCAAAAAUUGCUAUUCACGCAAGUUUCAAUCCAGGCACCUCGGGGUGCAAACUCUUCGUCAUUAUGCAACGCAGUCGAUGCUGUGUCAAAAGUGUAUUACUCGAUCAUUACAUAUCUUGUUUAUUUCUUCUUAUGGGUGAGACAGAGAAUAAUUUAUGAAAAAAGCAUCUCUUCGGGAAAUUAUAUCUCUUGCCUAAGUUGGGGAAUAUUUGCGCUACUCCCAUCAGAAAUGAUUCUAGUUAUAAUUAAGUUGAUUAUGUUUGAUGACCAGCGGCCAGUACCACAAGGUUGUCUAACUACUGACAACAUCGAUAACGGAGUCCUACGUGCGGUCGGGCGCAUUCCGUUGAUUGUAGCCCAAAUAGCCCUUCUUGGCAUGUUUGUCUACGCCGUUGUCAAGAACACCAUGGAAUACAAAUCAAAAUAUCAUGGCUCAAAAUGGAUCCAACUUUUGUGUGAUACAGGAAAUUCGAAGUCUAGUGAAGUACAAAAAGCGAUUCGUCGUGCUCUUAUCUGGGCAUUCGUUGCUGUUAUCACGGACGUCAUAAUUGGUGGGAUAAAUUUACGAUUGACUCCAGAAAACUUUCCUGUUUCAAUUCGUGUUACAAUGGGAGACAUGAUGUCUUUUGUUAAUGUCAUUUGCAUAUUCAUGACAUUCAAAGACAGAUGGCAAAUAUUGAGAAUUUUCCUCCGGAGGAAGCAAAAUAAGGUUUCUGCUUUUGACCUGUCAACCAAGCCGGCUACAAUUUCACAGACAAAACCAUUUUAUUUUAAUACAAACAGACGUAUUGGUCCAUAUUGUGAAGAGACCGUGUAGAACAACCAUAUGGCAAGUCUUAGAACGGUCAGCGCAUAAAUUGGCGUGGAAAUACAAAUCUUGGAAUCACCAGAAUCGUUUCGAAUGAUUUCACGUUAGAAUUUUCAAGCCAAACUGCGGAAAUUUGAACGAAAAGGUUGUUGGUACCUAAAAUUGACAAUACGCCUGAAUGUCAGCUCCAUUCUGGUAGAUUAAUUUUGAUUGGUAUUGCCAUAAAGAAAUAUUGAGUCGAGACUAGAUUUAUAUUUUUGAACCAACUGAUGUUGAAGACAAGGUUUUCAUAGCACUUCAUUUUUGGCAAUUGAACUUUGGUGUCCCGAAUUUGGGUUUCAAUCCGAAGUGCAAAUAUAUUUUAAAUUUGUGACAGAUUGUAUCAAAGUUUUAUUAUUUAUUCUGUGUGUAGCUAAUUAUUUGCAUUAGAUUUUGUGUACGUGUGAUUAAUCAAAUUAAGAUCAAUCAGAUCAAAUUUUAUUUUUAUAUCUUGCUUAAUUGGACUCCUAUUUCCAUUGAAAAUAAAAUUACACUGGGUGCGAUAGCGUGGUAUUCACGGUACUGUAUGUGACUAGGAUGGCAUUAUAUGAUGAAUAUUUAGUAUUCAAACAACAUGCGUCC